AUGUAUAACUUGCCACCUUUGUUGGUAAUGAACAAGAAGUUCACUAUGCCUACACUAUUGAUAUCAGGCCAUUCAAAGCUUGGUAAUGAAAUUGAUGUGUACUUAGCCCCUCUAGUUGAUAAUAUGAGUCAAUUGUGGUAUGAGGGUGUUCUUGCAUAUGAUUCCUUUAGGAAAGAAGAAUUCAAUCUUAAGGCCAUAUUACCGUGGACAACUAAUGAUUUUCCAACAUUUGGAAAUAUUUCUAGAUACAGUGUGAAAGGGUACAAAACAUAUCCUAUUGGUUUUGUCAAAAAUAGAAGUAGGCCUGAGGGUUGUAUUGUUGAAUCAUACAUCAUUAAAGAGAUGAUUAAAAUCUGCUCAAACUACUUGUCAGAGGUUACCACCAUUGGCUCUCGCCCUACUCGAGUCGAUAGUGAAAUAAGUAGAGGGAGUAAGGGUGCUUCUCUUUGUGGUGUAAGCCGAGUUGAUCGUGAAGAAGCACACCAACUUGUGUUGAGUGAUAAUGGGGUUAAAGAUAAUGAAUUUGGAUUCAAGUUAGUGGACUUGAAUCGAAUUGGACACAAGUCUAAUACAUUAUCCAUCAUGGGACCAGGUGGGGAUGAUGAGUGGAGUGCUUGGUUAGAUUAUAAUGAUGAUGAUGAUCCAUCCGUGCUAGGAGGAUCUAGUGUUGAUCCUGAACAACCAUCCAUGGAAGAAGAAUGUAGUGUUGAAAACUUUCGUAAGCAAGUGGAAGAUGGAGUUGUGCAUGUCGAGGGUAAGAGGGACGUGUUGGCCAUGGCACUAGGGAUAGAGGAGCAUGGUGGUCGGGUUCGAGCUAUGGGUAUCAGCAUUACCCAGAUCAAAUAUUUUAGUACACCAUGCCCUAAAAGGAAAAACACGGAUGGGUCAAACCAGCCAUCAUUAAAUUUGGAGAGAGGCAUUCAGGAGAUUCAGAAAAGCAACAAAAAGCUACAGAAGAAAAUGGAUGAGCUCAUUCGUCUAGUUAGUUCUCAGCAUAGUAGCAUUACAGGCACAUCCCAUGCGUCUGGUUCUUCUAUUGGAGGAGCAUCGAAUGAACAAGCCCAUGCUGACAUUGCCUCUGAUCCUAUAGAAAAACAAUCGAUUCCUACCAAUGUCUCUACUCCACUAGCUGCCAAUGUCUCUACUCUAUCACCAUCACAUUUCAAAAAGGUUUCUGCUCCAGCAGCAACACCUCCACCUACUAGUAAUAAUUUAGAAGAGACCUUACUGUGUUGGAUGCACUGUCAGUUGGAGACUAGUGGGAUGGUACCAAAGGUUGCUUUGGGGCACAUUGUGAAGGAGAAAUGUUUGAAAGAUGGAAAGUUCUUGAUUCACAAUGAUGAAUACCUAUACAAAGAUUAUCGUCGGGUGGUUGAAGUCGUCCAUAAUCCAAUUCGGGUUGCUUAUGAUCUAUUUCGGGUCAAAGAUGACUCCAUUUGGCUUGUUAAAAACAAUACUCAUGAAUUGUGCACCAUGAAUUACUUUAGAGCCCAAUCGAUAGGAGUUUGGAUAAUAAUUAACUGGAUGCUUAUACUCAUCCAACCAAGUACGCCGAUGGUGGUGUACUUGGAUUCAGGCAAUGACGACGUACCAGAUGAUUUAAAAUUCAUCAUUUUCCCGCAACGGGAUGCCCCUGUUGAGCCUCCCCUGCAACCGCCUGUUGCGGUUCCUGCAGCCCCUGCGGUGCCAGCUGAGCAACAUGUUGCUGGUAACCGCAUGGAGCCUUUAUAUGAGAGGUUCAGAAAGCAAGCGCCUCCAGUAUUUCUGGGAGGCCCUGAUGUUCUUAAGGCUGAGCAGUGGUUGACUGUUAUCGAAAGAAUACUGAAUUUUAUGGGAGUAGCUGGAAAUGAUAGGGUGGCAUGUGCCACGUUCCAAUUUCAGGAGGAUGCCCUGAUUUGGUGGGAAAUGGUAUCCCUCACCAGGGAUGUGACCAGAAUGACCUGGGAAGAGUUCCGGGAAUUGUUCAACGCCAAAUAUUACAAUGAGGCGGUCCGCAGUGCAAAGCGGAAGGAAUUUGUUGAGUUGGUACAAGGUGAGGGUAUGACAGUAACCGAGUAUACCACCAAGUUUGAUCGCUUGGCUAAGUUAGCCUCCGGAAUUGUACCAACAGACUUCAGUAAGAAAGAAAAGUAUUUGGCUGGGCUGAAUGCCAAAAUCAGACAUGACCUGGUUAUUACAACGAGUGAUACAACGACUUAUGCAGAAAUGGUUGAUAAGGCUCUUCGAGCAGAAGGGGCAGUUAAAUUUUUACAAGAAACCCGAGAGUCUUCUGGUGUUGGUGGGAUUACUACUCUCCCUAUGUCGGGUCCUGAAAAAGAGAGUGGGGGUUCUACCCUUGAACAGAGGAAAAGAACUUUUCCAUCUUCGGGAAGUUCAGGGCAAGGAAAAAGGAAAGACUGUCCUCAGUUGAGGCAAGAGGAACCGAAGCCCGAGGUCAAACCUGCACCUGCACCUGCUCGUGUCUUUGCUAUAACUCAGGCAGAUGCUGCUGCCAGUCCUUCAGUAGUUACAGGUCAGCUUCUAAUCAAUGGUUUUGCUUAUACUGUUUUAUUUGAUUCGGGUGCUACUCGGUCUUAUGUGUCAUCAAGACUUCUUGAUCAGUUUGAUAGACCUAGUGAUAUUCUCGAGACGGGGUUUGGAACCCUGUUGCCUAAUGGGGAAUUAAUUAUUUCAAGAAAGUGGAUUAGGUCAGUAAUAGUUAGAAUUGAAGAUAGAGAAUUGAGUGCUGAUCUCGUGGAGUUGCCAUUGGCCGAAUUUGACAUUAUACUUGGUAUGGACUUUUUGUCUAAAUACUCUGCUAGUAUUGAUUGUAAACGGAAAAUGGUGACUUUUGAACCGGAAAAUGAGGAACCUUUUGUUUUUGUUGGUUCAGUCCAAGGUUCUCGUGUCCCAAGAAUCUCAGCGUUGAAAGCUAGGGAUUUAUUACGAGAUGGGUGUGUUGGUUUUCUGGCAGUGGUAGUGGAUUCCAGUAAACCUGUGUUACUUGGACCAGAAGAAGUUAAAGUGGUUAAGGAAUUCCUGGAUGUAUUUCCAGAGGAAUUGCCGGGAUUACCACCUCAGCGGGAGAUAGAUUUCAUCAUUGAUUUAAUUCCUGGAGCAGAGCCUGUUUCAAAGGCACCCUACCGAAUGGCACCUGCUGAAUUAAAAGAACUAAAGAUACAACUCCAAGGGAUGUUGGAUCUUGAUUAUCGGGAGCUGAAUAAGUUAACCAUUAAGAAUAAAUAUCCUCUGCCCAGAAUUGACGAUUUGUUUGACCAACUUCAGGGCAAGACAGUAUUCUCAAAGAUUGACUUGAGGUCUGGAUAUCAUCAAUUGAGAAUUCGAGAAGAGGAUAUCCCGAAGACAGCUUUCCGGACCAGGUAUGGUCACUAUGAAUUCCUGGUUAUGUCUUUUGGGUUAACAAAUGCACCGGCAGCUUUUAUGGAUCUCAUGAAUAGGGUAUUCAAGAAAUUCCUCGAUAAUUUUGUAAUUGUAUUUAUCGAUGAUAUUCUUGUGUACUCUCGGUCAGAAGCAGAGCAUGAGCAACAUCUUCGAAUGGUUCUGCAGCGGCUUAGAGAUCAUAAACUCUAUGCAAAGUUCAAAAAGUGUGAGUUUUGGCUGUCACAAGUGUCUUUUCUGGGGCAUAUUGUUGGAAAAGACGGAAUUAUGGUUGAUCCAGGGAAGAUUGAAGCGGUGAAGAAUUGGCCUAGACCUAAAACAGUCACUGAGAUUCGAAGUUUUCUCGGAUUAGCGGGUUAUUAUCGGCGUUUUGUGGAAGGAUUUUCCAAAAUUGCGACGCCGUUAUCCGAGCUAACUAGGAAAAAUCAGCGAUUUGUAUGGUCAGAUAAAUGUGAAAAGAGUUUUCAAGAGCUGAAGCAACGAUUGAUUACAGCUCCUAUCCUGGCCUUGCCAUCUGAUCAAGAAAAGUUUGUAGUAUAUUGUGACGCUUCUAGGCAGGGUUUAGGCUAUUAUGAGCAGCGUUACCCAACUCACGACCUAGAACUUGCAGCAGUGGUGUUCGCCUUGAAAAUUUGGCGACAUUACUUGUAUGGUGAAAGGUGUGAGAUCUAUACUGACCACAAGAGUCUCAAGUAUUUCUUCACUCAGAAGGAUUUGAAUAUGAGACAGAGAAGGUGGUUAGAAUUGGUAAAAGACUAUGAUUGUGAAAUCCUGUAUCAUCCUGGAAAGGCAAAUGUUGUAGCUGAUGCUUUAAGCAGAAAAGGACCUGAUCAGAUAUCUAACAUGGUUAUGAUUUCCUCUCAGCUAGCUUCGGAAAUGACAAAAGCAAACAUUGAGUUGGUGACUGAGAAAUUAUUUAAUCUGACACUUCAGUCAGAUUUGUUGGAAAGAAUCAGAAUGGCUCAGUUAGAAGAUUCAGAAUUGACUAAGAUUCGAGAAGAUGUCUUAGCAGGCAAAGCUAAGGACUUCUCCAUUUCUGACAAUGGAAUGCUGUUGUUUAAAGCACGGGUGUGUGUCCCUGAUUUCAGUGAGCUUAAAAAGGAAAUUUUAGAAGAAGCUCAUACUACCCCUUACUCAUUACAUCCAGGAACCACCAAAAUGUAUCAAGAUUUAAAGCCCUAUUUCUGGUGGUAUGGGAUGAAAAGGGAUGUAGUGGACUAUGUCACUAAAUGCUUAACCUGUCAACAAAUUAAAGCUGAGCAUCAACGACCGGCGGGGUUACUUCAGCCAUUAACACUUCCGGAAUGGAAGUGGGAAGACAUUGCGAUGGACUUUGUGGUUGGCUUGCCUAGAACCACAGGAAUGUACGACUCAGUUUGGGUUGUGGUGGAUCGUUUUACAAAGUCAGCACAUUUCUUACCUGUUAAGGUAACCUAUUCAGUGGAUCGGUAUGCUGAUUUGUAUGUGAAAGAAAUUCUCCGUCUUCAUGGAGUACCGAAGUCAAUCGUUUCAGAUAGGGAUCCUAAAUUUACCUCAAAGUUUUGGGUGAGUUUGCAAAAGGCUAUGGGAACUAAUUUGAAAUUCAGCACAGCCUUUCAUCCUCAAACAGAUGGGCAAUCUGAACGAACCAUCCAAAUACUCGAAGACCUGUUACGAGCUUGUGUCAUGGAUUUUGGAGGGUCAUGGAGUAAGUAUUUGCCUCUGAUUGAAUUCUCCUAUAAUAAUAGCUAUCAAAGUACCAUAGGAAUGGCUCCCUAUGAGCUGCUCUAUGGAAGAAAGUGUCGUUCCCCAAUUCAUUGGGACGAAACAGGAGAACGGAAAUACUUGGGCCCUGAAUUAGUUCAGAAGACAAAUGAAGCAAUAGACAAGAUCAAAGCUCGAAUGCUUGCUUCUCAAAGCAGACAGAAAAGUUAUGCAGAUCCUAAGCGACGGGAUGUUACAUUCCAACCUGGUGAUCAUGUCUUUUUACGAGUAUCCCCGAUGAAAGGAAUCAGACGUUUUGGAAAGAAAGGUAAAUUAAGCCCUAGGUUUAUUGGACCUUUUGAAAUUCUGGAGAAGGUUGGACAAGUUGCUUAUCGAUUAGCCUUUCCUCCUUCCUUGUCAGCAGUGCAUAACGUGUUUCAUGAAAAAGUUUUGCGAACUAAAACUAUAUCAUUGGUUAAGGUACUCUGGAGGAAUAGUAAAGUGGAAGAAGCCACUUGGGAAUUGGAAUCCGAUAUGAGGACUCAGUACCCUGAGUUAUUCAAGUAG
Molecule: messenger RNA, 5628 nt
Organism: Cannabis sativa
Lineage: Eukaryota; Viridiplantae; Streptophyta; Magnoliopsida; Rosales; Cannabaceae
Exons: 13
Coding region: 1-5628 (1875 amino acids)
Biological process (GO): proteolysis; DNA integration
Molecular function (GO): nucleic acid binding; aspartic-type endopeptidase activity
Source: RefSeq, a predicted model, not a curated record